CCUCCCCCCGCCGGCAAUGACCCCUCAGUGGCGUUCGCCGUCAUCGCAGCGCUGAUCUCCCCCCACCGCCACCACCGCCGCCGCUGUCGCCUCCUCUCCUCUCCGAUCGCUCUCCGCCUCUCGCCUCUUCGUUGACGACUCCGCGCCGAGGAGGGAGCCACGCGGGGAGUUCUCUGCGGGGGCGUUGCGGGCGGGCGGCCGCUGGGGAACAGCAUGGCGGAGGUGGACCCGGACACGUUGCUCGAAUGGCUGCACAUGGGCCAGGGUGACGAGAGGGACAUGCAGCUCAUCGCCCUGGAGCAGCUGUGCAUGCUGCUGCUCAUGUCCGACAACGUCGACCGCUGCUUCGAGACAUGUCCUCCUAGGACAUUCCUGCCGGCCCUGUGCAGGAUCUUCCUGGACGAGUGCGCGCCGGACAAUGUUUUGGAGGUGACCGCCCGAGCGAUCACCUACUACCUGGAUGUCUCCGCCGAAUGCACGCGCCGCAUUGUGGCUGUGGACGGUGCCAUCAAAGCUCUGUGCAACCGUCUGAUCGUGGUGGAGCUCAACAACCGCACCAGCCGCGACCUCGCCGAGCAGUGCGUCAAGGUGCUGGAACUGAUUUGCACUCGAGAGUCGGGGGCCGUGUUCGAGGCCGGCGGGCUGAGCUGCGUCCUCCAGUUCAUCCGCGACUCGGGCCACCUGGUGCACAAGGACACGCUGCACUCGGCCAUGGCGGUGGUGUCGCGCCUGUGCAGCAAGAUGGAGCCGCACGACGCGUCGCUCGAGUCCUGCGUCGAAGCCCUCUCCGUCAUGCUCAAGCAUGAGGACCCGCAGGUGUCCGACGGGGCUCUGCGCUGCUUCGCGUCUCUGGCCGACCGCUUCACUCGCCGCGGCGUCGACCCGGCGCCGCUGGCCAAGCACGGCCUCUCCCUGGAGCUGCUCGCCCGCCUCGCCUCCGCGGGGGCGUGCGGCACGACGGGCACGUCCGGCACCCCCAAGGCCGCCCGCGGCCCCCCGUCGUCGGCCAUCGCCACCGCGCCGGACUCGAAGAUGGUCAGCCAGGUGUCGACCAUCGUGAGCCUCCUGUCCACCCUGUGCCGCGGCUCCCCCAUCGUCACCAGGGACCUGCUGCGCUCGGUGCUGCCGGAUGCCAUCGAGAGCGCGGUGCAGGGCGACGAACGCUGCUCGCUAGACACGAUGCGCCUCGUCGACCUGCUGCUCGUGCUGCUCUUUGAGGGCCGCAAGGCGCUGCCCAAGUCCACGUCGAGCCUCAGCAGCCGCAUCCCCGGCCUGCGCCGGCUCGAUAGCUCCGGGGAGCGCUCCCACCGGCAGCUCAUCGACUGCAUCCGCAGCAAGGACACCGACGCGCUCAUCGACGCCAUCGACACGGGCGCGUUUGAAGUCAAUUUCAUGGAUGAUGUCGGACAGACGUUGCUGAACUGGGCCUCUGCGUUUGGCACUCAAGAGAUGGUGGAGUUUCUGUGCGAACGAGGGGCUGAUGUGAAUAGAGGUCAGAGGUCGUCGUCCCUACACUACGCAGCUUGUUUCGGUCGCCCACAAGUGGCAAAGACCCUGCUGAGACACGGAGCCAACCCAGACCUGCGUGACGAGGACGGGAAGACGCCUCUGGACAAGGCCAGGGAGAGGGGACACAGCGAGGUGGUCUCCAUACUGCAGUCUCCCGGUGAGUGGAUGUGCCCCGUGAAUAAAGACGACGAGAAGAGGAAGAAGGACUGCGGCCACAAAGAGGAGGAACUCAACGAGCCCAAAGGCGACCCGGAGAUGGCGCCAGUCUACUUGAAACGCUUGCUGCCCAUCUUCGCCCAGACCUUCCAGCAAACCAUGAUGCCCUCUGUGAGGAAAGCAAGCCUUGCACUUAUCAGAAAAAUGGUGCACUAUUGCCCUGAAGCACUUUUAAAGGAAGUUUGCGGAUCAGAUUUGGGCCAUAAUCUGCCAAUCAUUCUAGCAGAGGUCACCUCGGCCGUGUUGGAUCACGAGGAUGACGACGACGGUCACCUGCUGGCGCUGCAGAUGAUCGACGACCUCGUGGAGAAGGGAGGGGACCUGUUUGUGGAUCAGCUGGCCAGGCUGGGCGUCAUCAGCAAGGUGUCCAGCCUGGGCGGAACGGCCUCCGACGACGAGAACGAAGACGACGCGCAGGUGGACAAGAUGUCCAGUAGGGGCGGAUCGGCAAGUCACAACAGCAAACAAAUCAAAAACACGAUAGGAGUGCAAAGUAGAGCAAAGCAGGAGAGCCCUCUGCACGAAGACGCCAAGGAGCUGGUGCAGGGGAAGCCGUUCCACUGGCGCGAUUGGUCGGUGGUGCGCGGCCGCGACUGCCUCUACAUCUGGAGCGACGCAGCCGCCCUGGAGCUCUCCAACGGCUCCAACGGAUGGUUCCGCUUCAUCCUGGAUGGGAAGCUCGCCACCAUGUACUCCAGCGGCAACCCGGAAGGUGGAUCCGACAGUUCAGGCGGCUGCAUGGAAUCGAACCCGGGAUUUCAACGGUGCCGGCUCAGUGCUCUGACCCCCGAGCCACGCAACAGCCUCUUGUUGCAGCUUCCUUCAAAAGAGAGCCGCAGUGAGUUUCUGGAGAAACUGCAGCGAGCCCGUGGCCAGGUGAAGGCAGGCACCCCGAGCCAGCCCGUCCUGUCCGUGCCCGGCCCGAGCAAGCUGGUCGUGGGUAACUGGACCCUGACCUGCCUCAAGGAGGGGGAGAUCGCAAUACACAACUGCGACGGGCAGCAGGCCACCAUCCUGAAGGAGGACCUCCCGGGCUUCGUGUUCGAGUCGAACCGUGGCACGAAGCAUUCCUUCACAGCCGAGACAUCCCUAGGAAGUGAAUUUAUUGCAGGGUGGACGGGGAAACGAAGCAAAAAGCUGCGUUCCAAACUGGAGAAGACAAAGCAGAAGGUGCAGAUCAUGGCGAAGGAGCUCUAUGAGAACCACUUCAAGGCGGUGGAGAGCAUGCCCCGGGGCACCGUGCUGGCGCUGCGCAACAUCGCCACGCGGCUAGAGUCGUCGUGGGAGCUGCACUCCAACAGCAGGGGUCAUGAAGCCGACAACAACUGGGUGGAGCUGAUGAAGGCCUCGCUGGAAGACUUAACUUUGCUGCUGAAAGAUGAAAACACUAUCAGUCCAUACGAAAUGAGCAGCAGCGGCCUUAUACAAGCACUUCUUACUGUGUUAAACAAUAAUGUGAAUAAGGAGCAUCGCCACAGCUGCAAGCAGAUCAUUGAGAGGAUAAACAUCUUCAAGGCCGCCUUCAAGAGGAACGACGAUGACGAAAGCCAUCUGGCUGUAGCCUUGGUGCGAAAGCUGAUCGCCGUUUUGGAAUCCAUCGAGAGGCUGCCUCUGUAUCUCUACGAUGUUCCUGGAACACCGUACAAUCUUCAGGUAUUAAACCGGCGUCUCAGGUUCCGUCUGGAGCGCGCGCCGGGGGAGACGUCGCUGAUCGAUCGGACUGGACGGAUGCUCAAGAUGGAACCGCUGGCCACCGUGGAGAGUCUGGAGCAAUACCUCCUCAAGAUGGUUGCCAAGCAGUGGUACGACUACGACAGGUCCUCAUUUGCGUUUGUGCGGAAGCUCCGGGAGGGGCAGACCUUCGUCUUCAGGCACCAGCACGACUUCGAUGAGAACGGCAUAAUUUUUUGGAUCGGCACCAACGCGAGAACCGCCUACGAGUGGGUGAACCCGGCCGCCUACGGACUGGUCGUGGUCAGCUCGUCGGAGGGCCGCAACCUCCCGUACGGCCGCCUGGAGGACAUCCUCAACCGGGACAGCUCGGCCUUGAACUGCCACACCAACGACGACAAGAGCGCCUGGUUUGCCAUCGACCUGGGCCUCUGGCUGAUCCCCACGGCGUACUCGCUGAGGCACGCGCGGGGCUACGGCCGCUCCGCCCUGCGCAACUGGCUCUUCCAGGUGUCCAAGGACGGACAGAACUGGACGACGCUCUACACCCACAGUGACGACUGCGCACUCAACGAGCCAGGGUCCACAGCCACUUGGCCACUUGAGUCUCCGAAGGAUGAGAAGCAGGGCUGGAGGCACGUUCGCCUGAAGCAGAUGGGGAAGAACGCGAGCGGGCAGACCCACUACCUGUCCCUGUCUGGCUUCGAGAUAUACGGCACGGUCACAGGCGUGUGCGAGGAUCAGCUGGGUAAAGCGGCGAAGGAGCAGGAGGCCAACCUGAGGCGUCAGCGCCGGCUGCUGAGGUCUCAGAUCCUCAAGUACCUGGUGCCGGGCGCUCGUGUGGUGCGGGGCAUCGACUGGAAGUGGCGCGACCAGGACGGGAACCCCCCGGGGGACGGCACGGUCACCGGGGAGCUCCACAACGGGUGGAUUGACGUCACGUGGGAUGCCGGCGGAUCCAACUCGUACCGCAUGGGCGCCGAGGGGAAAUUCGACCUGAAAUUGGCUCCGAGCUACGAUCCGGAGAUCUCGGUGUCGCCGAAGCUGCUCACGCUGUCCGGGGCAACGCAGUCGUGGAGCAACCUCCUGAAGAACAACAGCCAGGAGAAGUCGGCCAUGGCCGGCAGCCGGAAGAGCAGCGGCAGCUCGGUGUGCAGCGCCGGCAGCAGCACCGAUGUGCUGGGCUUGGCCGCCGCCUGCGGGAUGGGUGCCCGUGCGGACGAGAUGACGCGCUCCGUGCUGCGUCACGGCAAGCCGUGCCCCGCCGAGCUUCGGGAGCGGAAGGGCAGCUCGGGCGAGCUUCUCGCGGUCUCCUGCACCGAGGGCCCCCAGACCUUCGUGGUGCUGUCCAGCACCGAGUCGCUGCCCGUGUCGGAGACCGGCUCGGAGGCGUCGGUGGACACGGUGCAGGAGACGACGGGCUCCGGCCUGCCCACCGGCGGCGGCGACAAGGAGGUGAUCGACGCCGGAGAGCGCGGUGGGGGGGGUGGCGGCGAGGCGAGCGGCAUCGCGCUCAACGUGGUGAGCGUGAGCUCGCCCGACGUGAGCUCCGUGUCGGAGCCAUCCAACAAGGAGGGCGGCACGCCGCAGCGGCCGCUGGGCUCGCUCGUGACGAACCGGCUCUCCGUGAGCGCGCUCAUGGCGGCCGGGGCGCCCAUGAGCUCCAGCGCCAGCGUGCCCAACCUGUCAUCGCGCGAGGCCUCCAGCCUCAUGGAGUCGUUCGUGCGCAGGGUGGCCAACAUUGCCCGCACCAACGCCACCAACAACAUGAACCUGAGUCGCAGCAGCAGUGACAAUACCACUAACACUCUGGGCAGGAACGUCACCAGUGCAGCAACUUCUCCCCUUAGCGGAGCCCAGAGCUUUCCAAAUUUAACUGCUGCGGGCACAACGUCCACUGUGACGCUGUCCACCACUAGCGUGACGAGCAGCAGUAAUGUAACGGCUGCGCCCACAGGUUUGUCAGUCAGCCAGUCGCUCAGUAACACGCUGACGACAAGUUUGACGUCCACCACCUCUAGUGAGAGCGACACAGGUCAGGAAGCCGAAUUUUCGCUAUAUGACUUUUUGGACAGCUGCCGUGCAGGCACGCUGCUUGCCGAGUUAGAGGACGAGGAUGAUUUGCCAGAGCCAGACGAGGAGGACGAUGAGAAUGAGGACGAGAAUCGUGAAGACCAGGAGUUCGAAGAGGUCAUGGAGGAGGAGGAAUAUGAGGUGCGGAGCGGACGCAGACGCAUGUGGGAUGACGACUUUGUCCUGAAGCGACAGUUCUCCGCCCUUGUUCCGGCCUUUGAUCCAAGGCCUGGUCGCACCAACGUUCAGCAAACCACGGAUCUUGAAAUCCCACCUCCAGGCACGCCACACUCCGAGCUGAUCGAGGAGAUGGAAUCGAGCUCGUCUCCACAGCUAGCCAUCACUUUGAAAGCCUCGGGCCUGGGAACAACCCAGGAUAUUGACCUACCCUUCUCGUCUCCCAAAGCCACCAUCUUUGCCUGUGUCCAGAAGCUGCUGGAGCAGACGAGCAACGGCGACGUCAAAACGGAAAAACUCAAACGCAUCUGGGAGCCCACGUACACGAUCGUGUACAGCGAACUCAAAACGUCGAACAAAGACAAGGACGACGAGGACAAAUCCGGUUGCUGGUCUGUGGAAUAUGUGGAGCGCUAUCUGGGCACUGAUCACCUUCCCAAAAACGAACUCAUUACGUUCUUGCAGAAAAGUUGUGACACUCAUUUUUUACGGACGUGGAAGUUAACAGGUGCAAGCAAGAACAUUCGAAAGAACCGAAAUUGCUCGCAGCUAAUUUCCGCGUACAAGGAGUUUUGUGGGCAGACGUACAGGACGUGCCCUGCGUCCCACAAGCCCGCCGUGCGGCUGCACGACAAUCAGAUCUUAAGUCUUCCCUGUGAGCAGCCUCAGGCCAAGGCUGGCUCUAGUCAGAACAUGUGCGCGGUGGAGGACGUCCUGCAGCUCCUGCGAGUUCUCUACAGCAUCGCCAAGGACCCCUACUCCAGCUGCAGCCACGGCAUGGAAGGUCUCGGCCAGAGCUUCAACGUGUCUGCGGAAGAAUUCGCGAGCAAGAAGUUAACGACCAAAAUAUUGCAACAAAUCGAGGAGCCGCUGGCGCUAACGAGCGGCGCGUUGCCCGACUGGUGCGAGCAGCUGACCAGCAAGUGCCCCUUCCUCAUCCCCUUCGAGACGCGGCAGCUCUUCUUCACAUGCACCGCGUUCGGCGUGUCGAGGGCUGUGGUGUGGAUCCAGAACAAGCGCGAGUCGGCCGUUGACCGCACGCGCGUGAGCUCGUCGGCGCGCCGCGACGACCCCAACGAGUUCCGCGUGGGGCGGCUCAAGCACGAGCGGGUGAAGGUUCCGCGCGGCGAGUCCCUCAUGGACUGGGCCGAGAACGUCAUGCAGGUUCACGCGGAGCGCAAGUCCGUGUUGGAGGUGGAGUUCAUUGGCGAGGAGGGCACGGGACUGGGACCCACGCUGGAAUUCUACGCCCUUGUGGCCGCAGAGUUCCAGAGGAAGAGCCUGGGCAUGUGGCUGUGCGACGACGACCUUGCCAAUGCUCAGAACCUGCAGGUGGACCUCGGCGACGGCGUGAAACCGCAGGGCUUCUACGUGCAGCACCUGAGCGGCCUCUUCCCGGCGCCGCUCCCGCAGGACAGCGAAGAGGUGGAGCGCGUCGUCAAGCUCUUCUUCUUCCUCGGCAUCUUCCUCGCCAAGUGCGUGCAGGACAACCGCCUCGUGGACAUCCCCCUGUCGCGGCCCUUCUUCAGGCUCAUGUGCAACGGCGACAUCAGCGGCGCGGCGUGCAAGCCGCUGUACGAGCACGGCGACCCGCACGACGGCGACCUCCAGCCGUGCGAGGUGGCGUCCGAGGCGUCGCUCGAGGAGGGUCCCCCCGACACGCUGUCGGUCGGCAGCCUGGAGGACGACUGCAAGUCCGAGUUCAUUCUGGACCCGCCGAAGCCGCGUGCUCCCGCGUGGUUCCACGGCAUCCUGGGCUGGGAGGACCUGGCGGUCAUUAACCCUCACCGCGCGCGCUUCCUCAAGGAGCUCAAGGAGCUGGCGAUCAAGCGGAAGCAGAUCCUCGGCAACAGGUCCCUGUCGGAGGACGAGCGCAACACCAUGCUGCAGGAGCUCAUGCUCAACAACUCGACGGGCACGGGAACUCCGGUGGCCAUUGAAGACCUUGGGUUAAACUUCCAGUUUUGCCCGUCGUCCAAGGUGCACGGCUUCGCCGCCUACGACCUCAAGUCUUGCGGGGAAGACGAGAUUGUGACGUUGGAGAACGCCGAGGAGUACGUGGACCUGAUGUUCGACUUUUGCCUCCACUCCGGCAUUCGGAAACAAGUCGACGCCUUCAGAGACGGCUUCAACCGCGUAUACCCCAUGGAGAAGCUGAGCUCCUUCAGCCCCGAAGAAGUGCAGCUCAUCCUGUGCGGGGACCAGUGCCCGUCGUGGACGGCGGACGACAUCACCAACUACACGGAGCCCAAGCUGGGAUACACGAGGGAGAGCCCCGGCUUCCUCAGGUUUGUGAACGUGCUGUGCGGAAUGUCGGCCCAAGAGAGGAAGGCGUUCCUCCAGUUCACCACCGGCUGCUCGUCGCUGCCUCCCGGCGGCCUCGCUAACCUGCACCCCCGGCUCACCAUCGUGCGCAAGGUCGACGCGACGGACGGCAGCUUCCCGUCGGUGAACACCUGCGUCCACUACCUCAAACUGCCCGAAUAUUCGUCAGAGGAAAUCAUGCGAGAGAGGCUUCUGUCGGCGACCAUCGAGAAGGGUUUCCAUCUCAACUGAGGGGAGGGGGGGGUGCGUGUACAUGGCGGAGGUGGUGGGGAGGGGGUCACCAUCGAUGCAGUAAAGAGAGAGGUUGUGGGGAGGGGGGCGUGGUAGGGAAUGUGUAUCUCUGGUGAAACUCCUGCUGUAGGAUUCCUGUAUCGAUAGCUAUUGCGCUGGGCUUGCUCGUCACGAAUAUUUCUCAACGUAGUCCAAGCCUGAACGUUUGAAUGGCAAUACAGGCUGCGUGCACACGCGCGCCGUUAUGUGUAUGACACUCGCCUUCUGCUAUAAAGAAUUGAGGAUUGUUCACAGCUUGUUUCUCGCUAUCGUUAUCUGGGAUUGCCAAGUCCCUUUUAGUCACAUUCUUGCCGUUUGUUUAGUUUACAUUAGACGUUGUAAUUUAAUCACGAAAUUGUUUCCUUCAAAAAAGUUUAAAGUGCCUCCAUACUCAAAUAUAUUUGAGCACUUGGGUGGUUUUGAGUCUGCGGUGGUAACUCCACGUUUCUAUGACUAUCCGCUUAUCGGAUGACCACUGUUGUUUUCCCACAAUGUGGUGGUAUUUCUUUUUAUUGACCUGGCUUCAGAAGUAGAAGGAUGAUGAUGACGACGACGAAGGAAAAUAAAAUUGGUGGAACAUCCCGCUGCAAAAGACUUUAAGGAAAGCCUUGAGGCUCAGUGGUGAGGCCUUCCUCCUGUACGUAAUGUCAGAGGGUUUGUAAAGUCACGGUGUGUUUGUGGUCACGUGAGCAUUUGGAGUGGCCGGAGCCGGUGGUAGCAAUCAGACACGCUCAGGUUGAGCGUUCGUAUAGCCACGCAACAAGCGCUGUUGGCUGUCCACAAUCGGGGUGCCACGGUGGCUAGGGAGAUGUUAACUCCCUCACCUGGUAUGCAGGAGGUUGUGGGUUCGAUUCUGACCCUGGCACCUGCUGUAUAUUUGGAGUUUGCAUGUUCUUCCCGUGGCCGUGUGGAUUUCUUUUAUCCGGAUCCUCCUGUUUUUCCCUCCACAUUUAGAAUCAACAUGUUUAGAGUGUUUGGCUGCUAUAAAUUUCCACUUGAUAAGCCACUUAGUUGAGCCUAUCAUCUGUGGCCAGGUCGCUCCUGCAAAAGAGCUACAUAGCUCAGUGGGCCUUACCGAGUAAAAUAAAAAUUAGUUCAAUUAAUUUGGUAUGUAUUAUUUCAACCCCCAGAGGUGCAUUGGCAAUAAGGCCGAAUUGAUCCCAGAUCACAGAAUUUGACCUUGUGACCUCUUCCCGUUGUGAGUCGCGACCUCUACCGCGGAACCGACGCAAUUCAAAUGUUUUUCCGUUGCAAGGUGGUGCCGCCAGCCGCGGCACCGCCGUGCGUGCGAAUUCUGUUCCACGCGGGUCGCAGUGCGAGCCGAUGAUUAGGGGAGUCGGCCUCCGCCGUUCCGUGAUCUCGACGUUGAGAGACAUCCACAUCGGCGAUUCCGGCGGCGUAUUUAAGCUAGGCUAGCUAACACGAAUGCAGUGACCUCAAAAACACAAUAAAAAGUGUGACGUCCAACGUAUAUUCUCACACGAACGGUCAGAAGAGUAUCACAGUCGUUGCUCUUUUUUGCCGCAACUCUCGCAUGUGUUUUAAGAAUGGUGGUAACUGAUUUGCAUUUCGUUGAUAGUGGGAUUGCUGUAUUUUGUCAGCAAUAAACUACUUUAACGUGU
Lethenteron reissneri (Far Eastern brook lamprey) is the source of this 9863-nucleotide messenger RNA. RefSeq names its product HECT domain E3 ubiquitin protein ligase 1 (gene HECTD1). The record is from RefSeq and is a predicted model, not a curated record. Lineage: Eukaryota; Metazoa; Chordata; Hyperoartia; Petromyzontiformes; Petromyzontidae. Gene Ontology annotation, cellular component: nuclear speck. Gene Ontology annotation, biological process: anatomical structure development; protein K63-linked ubiquitination; proteasome-mediated ubiquitin-dependent protein catabolic process. Gene Ontology annotation, molecular function: protein binding; ubiquitin protein ligase activity; metal ion binding.